UUGCUUACUUUUACGAAAUAUGAUGUCCAAAAUGGUUCAUGACUCUGUUUUAAAUAUGCUGUCAGGACCUCGGAGGCUCGGGGCUUCAGCAAAAUUCGCAUCGCACUUAAAUUGGACUUGGCUUGUGAAAUAUGUAAGAAGUGUGUCUCAUUCUUCAAUAAGCCGUUUUCCAAAAGAAAACAUACAAACGGAACAUUUUAAUAUGCUGCCAAUUCAAAAUGAGCGUCUGUGGAAAUAUGAGUCGGGUUCUGAUGAACGUACUCAAGUGAAAGCUGCGCUAUCUGAAAUCCUUAACAAAAUAGAGCCAGUGCCAUUCGUAAUAGACGGCAAGGAGCUUUAUAAUAAAUGUGAGCUAGUUCAGAGGGUGCCUUACAAUAUACACCAUUAUAUAGCGCGUUAUAAUCACGCCGAUCAUAAAGUUAUUCAUCAGGCAAUCGAUUCGGCUACCAGGGCGCAGCAAACGUGGGAUAAGACAAAGUUAAGUGAGCGCAUGGCCAUUUGGGAUAGAGCAGCCGAUUUGAUAGCCAAUAAAUAUCGUUUGAAGAUUGUGGCGGCAACGAUGCUUGGCCAGGGAAAGACACUGUGCCAGGCGGAAAUGGAUGUCGCUGAGCUGGUGGACUUUAUGCGCAUCAAUCCAAUUUUUCUACGUGACUUGGCAAAUUACAAACCACUUAACAGUCGACCAGAAGCCUAUUGCAAUCAUAUGAUAUUACGCGGUCUUUCCGGCUUUGUAGCCGCGAUCAGUCCAUUCAACUUUACCAGCAUUGCUGGAAAUUUGGCCUAUACACCCGCACUGAUGGGCAAUGCAGUGCUCUGGAAACCUUCAGAUUCUGCUAUUCUAUCCAACUGGUAUGUGUUCCAGGCCAUGCAAGAGGCAGGUGUACCAGACGGCGUAGUAAACUUUGUCCCAGCCGACCCGACAAAAUUCGCUCGGACAAUAACGCGUAAUAGCAAUCUAGCCGGUAUUCACUUCACCGGCACGUCACCGGUACUAAAAGUGCUCUGGAGGAUGGUUGGAGAGCGUAUUGACACCUUUAAGAACUAUCCACGCCUAGUCGGUGACUGUGGCGGCAAAAAUUUCCACUUUGUGCAUCCCUCGGCAAACACAGAGGUUGCAGUAGCCUGCACCAUACGAGCAGCGUUCGAGUAUGCUGGGCAAAAGUGCUCCUCCUGCUCCAUGCUGUACGUGCCCGAAUCUUUGUGGAAAAGUGAGAUUGAGACAGCCCUGCUGGAGAUAACACGCAGACUGUUUAUCAGCGAUGCUACCUACUGUGACUGCUUUUACUCGGCGGUCAUUGAUAAGAAUGCAUAUACACGCCUGUUUACAUAUCUAAACUAUAUACAUAACAACGCCAACUGUGAAUUGAUACUUGGUGGCACAUGCUCCAAGGGUCGCGGCUACUUUGUCGAUCCUACCAUAGUGCUUGUAAGCGAUCUCGACUGUUGUCUGUGCAAAGAUGAACUGUUAGGACCCAUUCUCUGCGUCUAUGUCUAUAAGGAUAGUGAUUUACAUAAGACCAUGGAUAAAGUUGCGGAAAUUAAUCACGGCCUGACGGGCUCUGUCUUUGCCAUGGACGAUGAGUUUAUUAAGGAAGCUUGCGAAGCGUUCAAAUCCAAUGUGGGUAACUUAAAUAUAAAUGACAAAUGUACGGGCGCCAUGGUGGGACAGCAACCAUUUGGAGCUGGCCAAAUGACAGGCACCAAUGAGAAAAUGGGAAGUCCACAGUAUUUGCUGCGCUGGACAUCGCCGCAGGUUAUUAAAGAGUCCUUUGUGCCGCAUGUAAAUGUUUAUUAUCCCUAUAUGGAGAUCAGCGAUACUAUACAGGACGUUAAGAAAUUAAUUAAACCUCAGGAAACUGAUGAUUCUGACGAUUAUAAUUCGCAUAGAACCGAAUAAACUUUAGUCUUCAGCAAA
This is a messenger RNA of Drosophila novamexicana, 1915 nucleotides long. RefSeq names its product delta-1-pyrroline-5-carboxylate dehydrogenase, mitochondrial (gene P5CDh2). Gene Ontology annotation, molecular function: L-glutamate gamma-semialdehyde dehydrogenase (NAD+) activity. Gene Ontology annotation, cellular component: mitochondrial matrix. Bases 20 to 1897 code for a protein of 625 amino acids. The transcript is spliced from 3 exons. The record is from RefSeq and is a predicted model, not a curated record. Lineage: Eukaryota; Metazoa; Arthropoda; Insecta; Diptera; Drosophilidae.